AUGUGUAUAGAAUGGUUUAUCUUAUUACAUGAUUUGUAUUCGAUUGCGCGUCCUCUUUUUCAGUUUAUCGUCGCUACACCAACCACCACUUGCACGGCGGCUCUACAACACGAAGGAAGUCAUGUCACGAACUUUGACAGUGUCCAGAAUGGCACGGGUAAGAAGAAGGCAUUGGGAGUGAAUCCAAAGACUAUGAUGGAACGAUUAGGAACGUUUUGGGAUCCUGAUGAUCAAAGGGAAACUAUCGUGUUGGAGGAAAUGGUGAGUUUGUUUGUUGAUGACGAACCAAGCUUAGAUGAAGUCAAACAAGCGUUUAGCGUGUUUGAUAAGAACAACGAUGGGUACAUAGAUGCGAAAGAGCUACAAAAUGUGCUUUAUGGUAUGGGUUUUUUACAUAUAUCUGAGCGCGAUUGUGGAACAAUGAUUGAUGGAUAUGAUGCAGAUAAAGAUGGUAAGAUUAGUUUUAGAGAUUUCUUGAAAGUUGUUGAAGAUAGCUUUCUUUAA
Messenger RNA from Helianthus annuus (common sunflower), 504 nucleotides. RefSeq names its product probable calcium-binding protein CML45. The transcript has a single exon. NCBI's taxonomy places the organism in Eukaryota, Viridiplantae, Streptophyta, Magnoliopsida, Asterales, Asteraceae. Gene Ontology annotation, molecular function: calcium ion binding. The record is from RefSeq and is a predicted model, not a curated record. Bases 1 to 504 code for a protein of 167 amino acids.